AACAAAAAGCCGGAACUUCUGCAAAUCCUACGAUCUGUUUUAUGUUAUUCCAGUCCGUACUUCUCAUUUCUAAAAUCUAUCAUCCACAGGAGUAGACGAGCCGAGCAAUUGCCAUCCAUGAUUGACUGUCGUCGCUGACCAGCGCAGAAUGGAUAUCACAAAGAAGAUUCUGCUCCUUAACCUUUUUCAAGGACUUGUGUGUCAGAGAUGGAAGUUCCCUGACAGAAUUGUUGGUUUAGUUGGAUCCUGUGUGGAGAUUCCCUGUACAUUCUAUCCUAGUGAAAGAUCUUCAACAUCCAGUACUGUUUGGUUUUUAGAUAAUCGACUCGAAUUUCCUCAGAUUUUUAACAGUCAAAGAAACUCUUCAGUCUUAAGAGAUUACAGAGACAGAACCUCUCUAGUUCCUGGAAUUUGCAACUGUUCACUGAGGAUAGACCCUGUGAGAAGAGAGGAUAAUAAUAAACAAUAUUUCCCAGGAAUAUCAGAAGACGAGGACACUAAUGACUGGCUAAUACAAAGUAGGAAAACUGUAUACCUAUAUGUCACAGAUACUCCAACCAUACCGGAACUUACUAGAAUAGGAGAAAUGGUUGAAGGACGUCCUGAGAAUGUUUCAUGCUUUGUACAGCACACAUGUGGCUCCAGUCCACCUUCUCUGAGGUUCAACAAAGCCGGCCAAACCGAGAGACGAUCUGAAGAUCUAUCUGAAGGAUACUGGAGAGAAAUAUUAACAUUUAGAUAUAUUCCUUCAUAUGAAGAUGACAAUAUGGGAAUUCAGUGCACAGCAACUUAUCAUAACGGGAGAACAUCACAGAAUGCAGCAACACUGAGCAUCAGAUAUGCACCAAAAGACGUGAAGGUCAGUUUACCCAAAAUCAAAGUAUUAUUGGAGGGUAGUGAUGUGACUUUAACAUGCACCAGCAGAUCUAACCCUCCUCCACACAAAUAUGAAUGGUACCGUGGGAAAAGCAAAAAGAGAUUAAGAGCUGAAGGUCUGACAAUCACAGUACGGAAUGUCACCAAAGACACGGAUCCCUAUUCUUGUACUGCAAUAAAUAAUGUUGGAAGAGGAGAAUCGCCACCAACAGAGAUUUCUGUUCAAUAUGCACCAAUAGACGUGACGGUCAGCUUACCUGAAAAUGAAGAGCUUUUGGAAGGUAGUGAUGUGACUGUAACAUGUUCCAGCAGAUCUAACCCUCCUCCAUACAGAUAUGAAUGGUACCGUGGGAACAACAAAACUAAAUUAGGAUCGCAAGAUCAGAAGAUCAAAGUACUGAAUGUCAGCAAAGACACGGAACCCUAUACUUGUGUUGCAAUAAAUUAUAUUGGGAGAGGAGAAUCACUACCGACACAGAUACCUGUGCAAUACAACAACGCUGAUGACUCAACGGGAAACCCGCAAACCUUUUUUAUUUUAUUUCUGAUUCUGGGGAUUUUGGCUGGAGUCAUCCUUCUGAUUGUAAUUGUCUACUUUGUUUCAAGAACUAAAGCACGUCAGACAUCAUCAAGGCAAGAGAAUUCACAACAACCAGAUGCCACAUAUAUGGAUCUUGUGAAAACAGAGAUUUCAAGUGAUUAUGAUACUCUAAAGACAUCAUUCCCCCCUCAACCUGCCACUGAAAGAAGAGUCGUGCCUUCAGAUAAUCAUUAUGAAAAUUUUCGAAAAGACUAAAGCCCCAUACACACGGUCACACUUGUUGCCAACCAACUUCAAAAUCGCCAACUUUUCUAA
Molecule: messenger RNA, 1732 nt
Organism: Rana temporaria (common frog)
Lineage: Eukaryota; Metazoa; Chordata; Amphibia; Anura; Ranidae
Product: B-cell receptor CD22-like
Exons: 10
Coding region: 149-1672 (507 amino acids)
Source: RefSeq, a predicted model, not a curated record